GGUGUGAGGGCAGGGACUGAGCCGGCCCGGCCCGGCCCGGCUCGGCGGCGGCAGCAGCAGCACCAUGUCGGGCCCGAGCGCCGUGUCGGACCCGCAGCACCCGGCGCGGCUGCUGCGGGCGCUCAGCUCGUUCCGGGAAGAGACGCGGUUCUGCGACGCGCACCUGGUGCUGGAGGGCGAGGAGAUCCCGGUGCAGAAGAACAUCCUGGCGGCCGCCAGCCCCUACAUCAGAACAAAAUUGAAUUACAAUCCUCCAAAGGACGAUGGCUCAACGUACAAGAUUGAACUCGAAGGAAUAUCUGUUGAUAUCAUGAAAGAGAUACUAGAUUACAUCUUCAGUGGGCAGAUCAGGCUAAAUGAAGAAACUAUCCAAGAUGUGGUACAGGCAGCUGAUCUCCUGCUGCUUACAGACUUAAAAACUCUCUGCUGUGAGUUUUUAGAAGGUUGCAUAGCUGCUGAGAACUGUAUUGGUAUUCGGGACUUUGCACUGCACUAUUGUUUGCAUCAUGUUCACUACCUUGCCUCAGAGUAUCUGGAAACUCACUUUCGAGAUGUCAGCAGCACAGAGGAAUUCUUGGAACUGACUCCUCAAAAACUGAAAGAAGUGCUGUCGAUGGAAAAGCUCAAUGUUGGAAACGAAAGAUACGUCUUUGAAGCAGUGAUAAGGUGGAUUUCUCAUGAUUCAGAAUCCAGAAAGGUCCACAUGAAGGAUGUCAUGUCGGCAGUGUGGGUGUCGGGCCUGGACGCGGCGUAUCUGCGCGAGCAGAUGAUGAGCGAGCCGCUGGUCCGCGAGAUCGUCAAGGAGUGCAACAACAUCCCCCUGACGCCCCCGCAGCAGGGAGAGGCCAUGCUGGCCUCCUUCAAGCCCCGGGGCUACUCCGAGUGCAUCGUGACUGUUGGGGGGGAAGAGCGAGUAUCACGGAAACCAACCUCAGUGAUGCGGUGUAUGUGUCCUCUUUAUGAUCCCAAUAGACAGCUCUGGAUUGAACUUGCUCCUAUGAGUAUUCCAAGGAUCAAUCAUGGAGUAUUGUCAGCAGAAGGAUUUUUAUUUGUGCUUGGUGGUCAGGAUGAAAACAAGGGAACGCUAAGCUCUGGAGAGAAAUAUGAUCCAGACACCAAUUCAUGGAGUUCCUUACCACCAAUGCAUGAGGCACGACAUAAUUUUGGUGUGGUAGAGAUUGAUGGGAUUCUGUAUAUUCUGGGAGGUGAGGAUGGUGAAAGGGAGCUGAUCUCUAUGGAGAGCUAUGAUAUUUAUAACCGGACCUGGACCAAGCAGCCAGACUUGACCAUGGUUAGAAAGAUUGGCUGCUAUGCAGCUAUGAAGAAGAAAAUCUAUGCAAUGGGUGGAGGCUCCUAUGGAAAACUCUUUGAAUCUGUGGAGUGUUACGACCCCAGGACUCAGCAGUGGACAGCAAUCUGUCCUCUCAAAGAGAGGAGAUUUGGGGCAGUGGCCUGUGGAGUUGCCUCCGAGCUUUAUGUAUUUGGUGGGGUCAGGAGUCGUGACGACAGCCAAGCCAGUGAGAUGGUGACGUGCAAAUCUGAAUUUUAUCAUGAUGAGUUUAAAAGGUGGAUUUAUCUAAAUGACCAGAACCUAUGUAUCCCAACUAGUUCUUCUUUUGUGUAUGGAGCUGUGCCCAUCGGAGCCAGCAUAUACGUGAUUGGAGAUCUCGAUACAGGUACAAACUAUGACUAUGUUAGGGAAUUUAAGAGAAGCACGGGCACCUGGCAGCGCACUAAGCCGCUGUUCCCCUCGGACCUGCGCCGGACCGGCUGCGCAGCGCUGCGGAUCGCCAACUGCAAACUCUUCCGACUGCAGCUCCAGCAGGGGUUGUUCCGCAUCCGCGUACCUUCUCCGUGAUCCGUGUGCUGGCAGGGGAGGAGACUGGAAGAGUUCUGCGCAGUCCACCAUAAUCUAGCUCUAUUUAAAGGAAAAGCUGAGAAAUUACAGCUGAAACUUACACUGUAUGCUGUGCUUUGGUAUGGUAACUGUUUUUGUUUUAAAUGCUUACAAAGCUUGAGUCUCAGUACUUGUUUCGGGAACAAAUAACUUAAGUACACAUUAAAAAGAAGAGAAGGGGGAAAAUAAAAGGGGAGAUCAAGGAAACACCUUCAGUCGUAACUAUUUGGAGUUUAAACCAUGUUAUUGAAGGAGGAUUUUUAUGUCUGAAACUGGUGGAAAUGUGUUUCCUUUGGUGAAGCUUAUUGAAAAGCAAAAAAUAGAUUUCAGGUGCAUUUCCCCUGCGGGGAACGGAUACGAAUCCAUGUGCUAUCUGGGACUGGAUAGCUGUAAUACACAGAAGCUACACAAUAACCAGCCUCCCUGGCGUGCUGCUGUUGGAGCAUGAGGCCACAGGAGGUGUUGGUCGUUGCACCUUUUAUUUCUAGUCCUUUCUCAAAAGAUAAGGUCUGUGCCUAAAAAAUGGUGGAGGUGUGUACGUACGGUUUUUCAUUCAUUUGCAACGGUUUCAUUCUGACAAAUAUUUUUAAUAUAUAUAUAUAAAAUGGACUAAUCUGAAAUGGAUACACCCCAGAAAAUGGAUGCAAUACACCACAAAGAAGUAAACUUUUUUCUACGCUGUCAUUCAAGUAGCCUGAUGAACUGGUCUGCAGGUGGGUGGCAUGCGCUUCUGGGUGGGCUUUGGUGGCUGUUUUCCUUGAGGUGAAAAGGGAAGACGUGUUUGGAAUGGUUAGUGAUGAUUGCUGCUUUUGGUAAGAGCAAAAGGACAAAUUAAAUAGAUCGUGUUCCUUUUUACUUCAGAUUGCUUGCAAGCUAAGAAUGGUUUUUAAGACAGGAUAGUAGAAAGGUGCAUUUUAUCACUCUUAGAACAAAGGUGAAAUAUGACACGGAUAUAUUUAUUUUGCAAAAAACAUGGGUUUUGACUAAGAGUUAAGGAAAAUUUGUACAGUGACUUUAAAUUGGGAUCAAAAGUUGGUUUACUAAUGAUUUCUGUGCUACAGUACAGUCUUGUUUACUGCUGUCUGACUUUGAAAGCUGGGUUUUAUGGUGUGGUUAUAGUGAAGAACUUAGUAUCUUGCAUUUUAUUCUUACUAAGCCUUGUUCACAUCAGUAGUGAUAUUUAAUUGACUUUUGUUUGUAGUCAAGAUCAGCUGGUAGAACACUUUUACCUCAAUUUUUAAUUUCAUUGUUGUUGUCAUGGGUGGGACAUUACCUGUAUUUAUUUAAAAGGAAUAAAAUGGGAGAGAUGGAAAAUAGAAAUAAUACCUCCUGCCCUUCAGAAAAAGAGACUUUGUACAACCAGUAUUAUAACUACAUACAAGACUUUCCACUCUGCAACUUUGUGGACCUCAGACAAGCCAAACUCUGCCCUCAGUUGUGUUAGUGUAAACCUUCAUCUUCUUUAUUGAAUCAUCUUACAUAUGUUGAAAUAUGAUCCCUAACUAUUUCAAAAUACCGGUAUUUCACUAAAUAGUCUUUAAAGAGCCAUUCUGAAACUUACUUCUGCUCAGUCCUUCCAUAGCACUGAUGUGUGGUUGGAAUUACUCUGAUUUCUGAGCAAAGGAGUGAGGGGGGCGUGGGGAAAAGGGCAGCAGCCAAUCCAUUGACCAUUAUUUAUUUUUUUUUUAUUUUUUACAAUGCUGAAGUGCUGCAAAACUUGAACUAUAUACAUCGAUUUUCUCACCUAUAUUAGUUGGCAUAUUGAAAAGUUUAUAUAUUUAUGCAUUGCAGUAAACUUGGUGUGUGUAUAUAUAUAUGUCUUUAGAUUUUAAAUUUAUAUAUAAUGCUUUACUACAGAAAUGUGAACCACUAUUUCCAUCCUUGGCUGUCUUGUGAAAUAAAUCAAGUGCUGUUAGUUUAUCUGUAAAACUUCCCUUUUUUUGAAAAAUCUUACAUGGAUCAAUUUUUUUUUUCUCAGACAAAGUGCCAAGAUCCCAUAUUCAAAAGUGAUGAAUGUUCCUAAGUAUCUGAUGUUUCACUUUUGAGCUCAGUUUUCUAAGUGGCUUGGAAAACUUGCGAUAACGUUAUUCAGAAUAUUGCCAGCUGCUAUCUCCCGAGUCCCUGUAGCUUCCCAGUACACUUGAGGGCAUUCAGCAUCCAGAAAACGUAAGUGAUAAAUGCACAUGGUAAAUCCAAGUAAAUUCUCUAGCAGUGUUUUGCAGUAAAAGUUACUGAACUGAAUGUUUACACUUAGAGUAGGAUUAACACUAGGUGUUCUUAGUUUGUUUUUUUUAAAAAAACCCCAUAAAUAAACCAAACAAAUCUACUGGUGAUUAAAACAUAUUGCAAAUGCACUCAGUGAGAUUUGACCAAGAAGUUUAAGCCUCUGUACCUAAACCAGUCACAAGCUGAAUUUCUGAGCACAUUGUACUCGUGUCACGUUUUGUGUGGCUGGGGACCAAGUCUCCAGCCAUGGUCUCCAGGAGUUUUGGGUGCAUGCUCAAGAUUUAGGCACUCCUGGGAUCUCAAAACUGGCUUCCUUGGCCUUGCCUAAGGGGAUGGGGACCAUUCCCCAUCUGCAUUGCCUGUGGGACUGAUCCAGGAGCUGCUCUAGCCCCUGUGUGUGCAGGAGGGAAGGGAUGUGUCUUCUGGGUCUGGCUCCUGUCCGUCUGUCUGUCCAGCUCUGAGCUGUGGGUGCAUCCCUUGGAUUGUGUAAUAACCAGGUUCGAUUUCCCUCUGAAUUUGGAGCAAGGCUUUGAAGCCACGGCUCCCCUUUCUCCAGGGAUUGCGCUGGUGAUGGUGUAGGAGUGAAGAGGCAGAGCUGACCUCUGGCUUCUCUCUUUUCAGAAGGGAUGGUUGACUUCAGAAGGGGAGGGAGGCUGUGAUGAUACCAGAGGUGCUGAGAGGAGGGAGGUCACCAGUUUGCUGAGUGUGCUGAACGUGCAAGCAGCUGUAGAUUGAACUGGGUUCACUGGUAAAUGCCACCACCUAGCUGUCCCCAGUCUCCUGGCGCUGUGUACCCCUGCACAUGAUGGCUGAACCACAUGGGAAACAACUCAGGAAUUUUUUUGAGUUGCAGUCCAGGGGUUUUAGGUGGUUUGGCAGUUUAGAAACAUGUUUAAGUUGUCCUUGUUUGGCACGGUGGCCUUAAUUCCUCCCAGCUCAUGAGUUGGCACUGACAUUCAGCCAGGUCCUCCACAGGUAACUGUUUGAGUGUUUUUCCUGGCCAGCUGUUCAUGCAGGAUAAAGACUGGCUGGGCCACCUUGAGCUUGAGGGACUUGGGCUGGGCCUCUGCAUCAUUUUCCUUGCCCUGCUGAGGAAUUUACACAAACCCCAGCCACUGAAAUCAGAAAAUCACCAAAUACGGGGUAGGAAUUGUGGAAGAUGGGAAGAGUGGUGGCUUUUUUCUCCCCUCACUCCAUCUCUUAGCACAAUUUCCCCUCAAAAAGUUUCUUCUUCCUUUUUUUCAUGUGCCACAGACAAUUUUGGAAAAAUUUUGGAAUUGCUAAUUUUAGAUUAAAAGUGGGGGGAAAAAAUAUAUGCUACUGUAAACACACAGCAGUGUCCUCUGUGCUUGUUUUACACAUGUAGUCUUGUGGCUGCUCUGCACAGCAGAGAGGGAUUACAGAAACAAAGGUGUAAAGUGCUGUUGCUCUCAUAAAAUAAAUCUCUUGAGUUUCUGAGGGAGGCACAUGCCUGGCCUGGCUCCCUUCCUUACCUGACCCGGACAGAUGCUUGUAUUCCUAAAGAGUCAGGGUUGGAUUUCAGAUCCUCUCCCUUUCUGGUUUUAUAACCUGAAGAAGAGGCAUCCUGAAGAGUCUUCUGUUUUGCUGUAUCACAGCAAGGUCUGAUUGUCCUUAAAUAUUUUGUCAGCUAGUCCCUAAGUUUUAGUUAUUGUGAAAGUGCUGUGUCAACCCAGCUGCUUCUGGUCAAAUGGAUUUCUGUAGCUUUGAGGGUACUGCAUCUUUAAAUUGAAGGCAAAUUAAUACGAAAUUACGCAAAAGGACAGAGGUGAAUCUGAAACCAAAAGAAACUCAAAAUCAGCUCACUGAUAGCUGUGGGCAGGCUGUGUCCCUGGUGUUUGACUGCACAGCACGUGCCUGGCACACAGCCUGCCUCCAGAAGCAGAGAUCUUGAUGAAAAUAAGAGGCUUUUAUCAAAGCUACUGAACUGCCUGGCUUAUAAACUCCCCCUCCAGAACACACCAGGCAGCUUGGUUGCUUUGCAAUAUUUCCUGUGCCUGCAUGACUCAGAAAAAUGCACAGGAGUGAGGGGUUUGGGGAGGUUUUUCCCUGUUUUAACUGCAGUUUCUUUAUUUUUUCCAUAAAUGCUGUGGCCAUGCAGCCUGCAUGGGCUCUGCUACCGUGCAUGUGCCAUGCAAAGUGGAGGAUGCAAUAACAAAUGCAAGUUGUUACAAGUGCCAAACUUUUGGGUUCUUCUGUGUAUAACAAUAAUUCAACUGUUUUACUAAAAUACAGAGAUGCUUAAAAUUCACUGUGUUCCAAAAAAGUGCAGUGGUUCUUUUUUUUUUUUAAUGAAUGCUAUUGAAAGCAAUGUAAAUCUACUUUUUUUUUUUUAAUACCUUUCUGCAGGUUUGUGUUACACUUCACAGCUGCCUUGAAUAUCACUCCAUGUGAUGCAUAUGGACACUUUGCUCUUUAUUAGAGCUCUGGUGCCAUGCAAGUAUAUAAUAAAAGGCAUCUGACAACAGGCUUUAGUAUUUAAAAUUAUAACUCUUUAGAUUAAGUACAAUUUGUUUGCAUUAACUGACCUGCAGAAGGGAAGCUGUGCCUCGGGAAGUGUGCUCUGCCCAGGAACACAGGCAGACUGACCAUUGUAACUGAGGUCUGGUUUGGUGCCACUCAGAGCAAUGCUUUCCAAGGAAUUCUGUUUAAUUUAGGGUUAAAUGGAUCCUUUCUGCCUCUAAUUUAGCACUGAGUUUUUGGGGGUUGUGUUCUCUUUAGCUCUUUGGAGUACUUAAACGGCUGCUCCAGGUGGGUGGGAGGGGUGUUAAUUGCAUCCGUGUUUGUAGAAGCUGCUAUUUCCAUCUUCCCUCGGAGUAUUUCCUUUUCCCAUUCAGGACUGAGUGCAGGCCUGUGUUUCAGUCGUCACUGCUGCAGCCUUUUGACAUUUGCCAUUUUCUGUUGCUCUUCCUUGUUUUUUCUUGGAGCUGGGAGCUGUGUCUGUAGGGUCUGUGUGUCCAGGGCACAUUGCCUGUGAAAGAGGAGCACAGAGCUUGGGAAGGUGAGCCUGGAAAAGCUGAAGGCAGCGGGGCUCGGGGGAAGCUCUGCUCGUUUUCUGUAGGGGUCACCUCUGUGUGCUCUGAAGUUUAUUAAUAAGUUUGGCACUUGCUCUCCAUCAUCCCUAUGGAGUUUGGUGGGUUUUUUUUUUUCUUUUUUCCCUGGGAAAUUCCUUGCUGUAGGAAGGACUGCAGCCAGGGUUUAAGGUGACACCUCUGACCAGCCAUGCCCAACAUGACUCUGCAGUCUGACUGCUGCUCUGCUCCAGUGAUCAUUUCUCUCAACAUUUUGACUAACAGGUUACCUAAAAACAUAGACUAAAGCCAUGCAAAGUGCCCAGCUAGAUAAACACCUGCUUAAAAGGAUUAAGGGUAGUAGGAGAAUUAAACUAUGUACUGCUACCAACAGGUGAUGAUGUUGAAAAUUUAUUGGUGAUACAAAAUCUGAAUAAUAUUUUUUAAAAUUACUUAUUCUAGGUAACUGCUUCUUAGUUAUAAAAGAAUUUGCAAUACAUAAAGGAUUGGUAUAGAAUAAUAUUCGGAGGUUAUUUUAAAUAAUCUACUGAAAUGUCUUGAAAAGUGAGCUGGAAGAUGGGAGCUUUUCAAUGGAAAAGGCUAAAUCUUGGUGCCCAGCAGUUUUGCAUGGUGAGCAGAGAACACCUGCCACAGCACUUCAGUACAUGAAGCUGCUCAAUGCCACUGCCUACCUGUGCCCUUGAAUUUGCAUAAUGAAACCAGGCUGUUCUGAGCCCUGGUGAAAGCCGAUAGAUGAUUACAAUAAUAGGAUAGAAAGAAGCAUCCCCUGUGUAAUUAGUGUUAUUUUAUUGAUAAAACAUGAAUUAUUAUUAUUUUUUUAAUACCGGGACUUUUGAAUUACCAGCUUAGGCCCUUGACUGAUUGCUUGAUUGAUUUUCUUUGCCUUUCCUCCAUUUUUUUUUUAGUUAACGCUAGGACAUCCUCAGUUUUGGUUGAGGGCAAGUUUCUUUCAUCUGUAGUUCUAAACCCUGUCAGAGCCUGACAGAUCCCCUGCCACAGGCUGUGCACUUGUUUCACAAGUGUGAUUUCUGUGCAUUGUGUUAUUGGGCUGCCACCUUUGCCACCUGCAGAGCAGAAAAAAACCCCUGUGGAACAAUUUUGUACCUGCUGAAAGCAAGAGCCAUUUUGGAAAGUCUAAAUUUCUGUCUGCAAUAGGCAGUGUGCUACAGAAACCUGAUCCCUGGCUGGGCUUGAGCUUCUCUCCUCAAUGAUCUCACAUGCAAAAGCUUUGGGUUUUAUUAAUCUGCUUUAUUAAUUUACACAUGAUAGCAGGAAAGCAUUAUCAUUCCUGUCACUUGUUUUGCUGUUUUUAAGUCUUAGAAAGCAAAGCCUGCUUAUUUAUUAGAAUGAAUAAACCAGCACACGGGGAUAUCUGCCAAGGUGGUCAAGUUAAACGCAGCUGACAUUCUGUACAGCUCUUGCUAUAGUUUCUUUCUGAAGGGAAGCCAGGGAGUGCCCUCUUAAGAAAUAUUUUCAAACUCUUUCAGAACUGAUCUUAAACUAGUCCAAAGGACUCCUCUGGAUUGCUUAGAGAACAUGGGGUUUGUUCUAGCUUUUGUUUGCUUCGGGAAACACCUGCAAAGUCCAUUUUAAACUUUUUUUUUUUUUCCCCCCUCUUAAAUCCUUGACUUCCAAAACCUGAGUAGUUUGCUUCUUGCAAUUGAAACAUGUUUGUAUUUAAGGGUCUGAGGCUGCGUUUUGCAAUGUAUGGUGAGUGUUCUGUCCUGUCUUGGUUACAUGAUGUAAACAGCAAGCUGUGUUCUGGGGGCCUCCUGAGAGGUCCUUUACAGUGCUAGGGGAUGGAGAAGGAUCAGUACAAGCUUCUCCUCAUACUGCACAAGCCUUGCUGGGAGUAUCAGAUGGGGCAAGAGGCUGGGUUUGGUGCAGAACUCGUGGAAUUGCCACCGCUGGCUGCCCUCGGUGUUUGAACCCCCAAAGCUCAUCAGGGGCACGUCCUGGGCGUUCCAUGCACGAUGUUUCCUCUCGCCUCAGGUGUUUUUUCUUUUGCUCUUAUUAACAGGAUUUUGCUUUCACUCUCCCUCUGAACACAUGGGCUGUGCCCAUGGUCCCUGGGAGCACAACUCCUGUGGGUCAGAGGGUGGCCACACCAGCUUGCUCCCUGUGGCUUUCUGCACAUCUCUGCACAUCAGUGUGUGUGGGGGCAGUGCUUAGUACACAAUGAAAUGACUUUUCAUUGAGCUUGUAAAACUGAUGCCAGCAGGUCAGAGAUCAGCUGAACACCUGUAAGCAAACCUGCAGGCAGAGCAGGUGUAGCCCAGUCCCUCAUGUGUGUCACUGUGGCUGGAAGCCUGGCGCCUUGUCCAGGGGGAAAAGCCCCUAUUCCCAGCUACCUCAUUUUUUCUUUCCUUGCACUUUGUCAAAUAUUUUUUGUUUUGUUUUGUUUUAAAUUGCAUUUUGUCCUUCAAUUUAAAAAAACCUAAAAGCAGACAAGAAGCAGGACAGAAUGGUGCCAUUGCCCAAGGACAGUUUACUUUAAUUUCAUUUAAAAUUAAUGUUUCUGUACAAAAAGACCAAGGUUGACCUGCAGCUGCUGUAAAAAGUAAAUAAAAAUUUCUAUUACUUGAAAGUGACUAUUAUACUUGGAAAUGAGAGUAGAAAUUGAAAGGCUGUUCUGAUGAUUUUUAAAUAGGAAAAGAUCUGUUUAAAAAAUAGAAGUUUCUGCUCUUUUAAGGACAGAUCAGAUAGUUUUCUGUCUGCCUCUACUCUGCUCUCACUGUUUUGCCUGUGAACUUGAUCCAUUAUUUUAAUAGAGAGAUUCACUGAUUUUUCUGUGAUGUCUGAUUAGAUAUUUUUCUGUGGAGUUCCCCAUUUAAUCAGCUGCAGAGGAAAAACUGCAAAAAUCAAUACCCACCUUCCAUACCUGAACUUACAUCAUUGCCCAUUUCUUUGUGAUCUUCAGGUAUGUGGGGUUUUGCUUAGACUGAAGAAAUUUUUUAAAAAGUGUGUUUUCUUCUGCUUCUAAAGGUGCUAUUUUGACAUAGUUUUGAAUUUCUUACACUGUGCUUGACUUCUAAAAGUACCAAUAUAAGCUGGUAAUCAGCUUGUGUUUGUUCUGUGGAGUUUUUCUUUGAGUAUUCAAUCUCUUUUUUAAAAAGCAUCCCUUUUCAUAAAGACGGCUUCCAAAGUGUCAAAAGCCUUAAUAAUACAAAAUGUCAUAGGAAAAUGCUACCUUUUUCCUUUCUUUGUAAAGGAGAAACCAAGAAAUGCUUCACGGAGAACAUUUUCCUCUAAAAUUUUGAGGAGCAGCUCAUACUAACUUUGAAUUCAAUGUAGCAAACAUUUUAGUGGCCAUGCACAAAUAGUGGGGGUGAAACAAGGAGGUAUUCAUGCCUCUGCAGACUGUACCAAUUAGCUGCUAAUUCCAGAGCCUUCCAUUAGCAUCAUGGUGGCUAUUCCAUAAAUAUUAAUCUUCCCAGGCUCAGUCCCAAGACCCGGCUGCGUGUCUGGGACAUGCUGACCCGUGUGGCUGGCAGAGCAUUGGGAUGUUGGGCCCAGUGUGGGGUUUGCCUCAGACCCCUCCUGCUCAGCCCCCCAGAGUUUGGGUGCCACUGGUGCUCAGGAGGAAGGAGGGAAGCUCCCAAGAGCUGCCAUUGCAGUGACAUUGGCUUGGUCACUCCGAGGAGAGGCUCUUGUAGACACAAGCCAUGGAGGAGAGAGCUGAAUUUUAGUCCUGCAUAGGAACUUUUUUGUUGUACUUUUUGCACUGUCUUUAUUUUUGUUUGAUCCACAUCAUCAGUCUGGUUUAGGCAUUUGGUAACACUGCUACAGGAAGAUUUUUCCUUCUCUGGAGCCCAUAAAGUCCUACUGCUGCCCUGUCUGAAGCAGCAGGAAGGAUCAAGGGUUGAUGUUUGAACUUGUCCCAUCUCCAGACAGCAGGUUAUUUAUUGCCUUCUCGUAGGCUCUGCAGUCCCAGUGCUGUAGCAUUUCUCAGUCUCGUUAAUCUAAGAGCCCUUUAGCCUUUUGAAAAGAAUCCAGAGACUGCCUUGUCCUUCUCCUCCUUCACACACCGGGUGCUGCCCUCUGGACCAUCUGAACUCAUCCAGGCUGUCACUGUAGAGGAGCCACCAGUUGGUGGCCUCACAGCAGUAUCUGUGUCACCUGCAGCACUUCUGAAAAACAGCUGAUAAAUGAGGGGCCAUGGAGAAGCUCUACUGAGCUUGCAAAUUCCUGAUCCUCUCCUUCUAGGGAAGGCAGAAGAGCAGCAUCAUUCUUUGCCUUGCAGCUCCUCCCUGCUGCACAGGUAAGGAUGAGUCUGCACUGUCCCUUACUUAAGGGUAAGAUAUAAAGCUUUAUGGGCUGUUAUAGGAGAUCCACUCUUUUGCAUUUGUUGUAUUUAAAUCUGAAAGUUCUGGAGCAAUGGAACGGUGGGUUCUGGAACUAUGUCUGCAGUGUGGAACCACAGGUACUGGCCUAAAUAGCUGGGGAGCUUCUGGCCACCUGUUCUUCCACUGCACUUUUUUUUUGUUUUUCUGAGAAACCAGAGAUGUGAAACUGCAUCCCAGUUUGUAUGCCCACUGCUUCAUAAUCCAAAGUGGGAGCCUGACAAGCUGAAAUUGUUCUACUCUUAUCUUCAGAAGGAAAAACUAAAAUUUCUUCACAUUAGAUGCUUUAUUUUCAGAGUUUUCCCUUUGUAAACCACAUUUAUCAAGUUCCAUGAAUCUUGUGGGAUUGGGUUAAAGAAUAUGAAUACAUAUUAUAUGAAUGAUAAAUAGUGUACUUAGUCUGUACAAAUACUCUAUUUUAUCUUAAGAAAAUGAAACAACUACAUUGAAUAAUCCAAUUAUGAUAUCUGUAUUCCAUGAACCAACUAGUAGGAGAGUGUUGGAAUGUGAUGCCACAUUGCUGCCACUCUCCUAAAGGUUCAGUGUUCCGUCAAAUCUAAGAUCUUGAUAAUUACCAGGAUAUUGUCAGAAUAUAUUGCCACUUUUUCUACAAAAGGUAUGUUGGUGUGGUGAGGUAAAAGCACACUCACCUCUUGUUUACCAUCUCUGGCAUGCAGCUCAACAGCAAGGGUUGUUCCCAUCAUCCAGCUGUCAUGCUCUGACUCCUGUAUUACAGAUGUGGUUACUGUUACAGGCGUUUUAUGUGAGUAUGUGUUCUGUGGGUCCUUCUGUGCUUUGUGUGGGAAUGUAGUUUUAGCUUUUAUUUAUGUGUCCACCCCAAAAUCUUCAUGUGCUGCUUUAGAAAUGAAUUGAUGAAUCACUUGGGGCCAAGGUUUGGAAUGCUCUGACUGGAGUAUGUUGAGUUACUUCUGUUAAAAACAGGGAAAAAUAAGACAUAGAUGCUCUUUGACCUCAAUCAAACUAUGCAAUACAGCACAUGAGAGAGCUGAAUUCCUUGUGAUACAGAAGUGCAGCUCCUGUGUCCUUCCAAACCCAGUCCUUGGUCCAAGGUUAGGAGAGCUUGUACUCAAUGGCUGCCCAAGAAUCUUGUAUCCAGAUAAACUCUAGUUCACUGCUUUUCCUCCUGCCCCCUUGCCUUGCCCAGCAGUUUAUCUGGGUCAGGUUGUUGGGUGUUUUGGCUCGGAAUGACGUGAUUUCCAGGUGUGUCCCUCCUGUCGUCCCGUGGUGUUGUCAACUGGAGCUUGUCCUGUAACCCCACCAGUGUGGCUUUACCCGCUGGGGCCACUUCACCAUGUGUGCAUCUCCCUGCCCUAGAGCGUGUUGGGCAUUUGGGGUUUGCUGUGCCCCCCCGGGUUGAUGUUUUCUUGCUUCCCCUGUGUCAGUCAGUUGUGGGUCUGGUGCUUACAGUAAAGAAUCCCUGUGGCGUUUCAAAUCCAGUCCAAAUAAGUUUUCAUUUCUGCCACUUUUGUGUGUGUGACUUUUCUUUUUCUGCUUCUCUGGCAAUUCAGGGAUAAAUGCCCCUGAAAAUGUGGUCAGGACAGCUGGUAAAGGUUCUUUGUUCUCCCACUGCUUCGUUUUUCCAGUGAAAUUUGUUCCUUGUGUUCCUCUUCUUCCCCCUGUUAAAAAACGGGUACAUUUUUCCCUGGUUCUGCCUCCCAUGAGGAGCUCUCCUCUCCCAGGUGAUCAUGAAUUCUCACCAUUCUUCAUUUACUUAACCCCCCCUGCACCUCAUACAGUUUCUCCCUCCUAACUCCCUUUACUAUUUUGUCUCUCUUUAAUUCAGAUUGACCUCAAUUUCUUUCUCUGAUUCCAAAAAGGGAUUUUGGUGCAUAACCUGGGAGACAAGCAGAAAAGCUCUCUCUGCGGAUGUCUGUGUACAUCCAUUACCUCCCCAGCACACACAGUGUAAGGGGCUCAGCCUGUUCCAUUCCUUUCCCCAGGUUUUUCCUAGAGCUAAGCAGACCACAGGCUGAAGCCAUUUCUUAUUUCUUUUGGUAAUUGAAAAUAUUAGGAGAUUUUCUUCUUCAGAAAUAGCCACUGCAGAUGAGCAGCUGGCACGAGAGAGGGUUGUUAUGCUUCCAUAUUCAGUAUUUUUAAUUGAGGAACAAAUAAUUUAUUUUGGGGAAAAAUGUAAAUUUUUUUGUAUUUGUAUGUCAAAGUGGCCUUUAUAGGAAAAGCACAUAAAAUAUUUAGAUUAAAAUUGCUUAGUUGUGUAAUUUUAGUGGGGAUUUUUGUAUUGACAGGGUUUCUAUGCAUUUUUCAAAAUAUACUUGCUGUUUUGUGUUAGAAUUAUUGGAAAUCUUUUUAAAAACAUGUAUUACCACAUUUUCCAUGGUUGAUCCCUUUACUAUCAUUCCUUUUGAAUAGUAAAAAGAUUUUAAUUAACCCUGUAAAUUAAUUUUCCCCCACAAAUAUUUGCAUUAAGUCAAUAGAAUGAGUUAUAGCACGGGUAUGUAGCUUUAAGGGAAUAAGCCUAGUAGUGCAGCUUAAUUCUGGAGAGAUGUGUUUGCAGGAGGGCGGUACAGCAGCGUUUCAAUUGCACUUAAAUCACUAAAUUAGGAAAUUAGGUUUUUGCUGUACCUCACUAGGGUUUUGUUAAACCUUGUCCAUCCUGUAUUGUUUACACUUGAGCAUAAUUUAACAAUGUAUUAUUUGUGCAGUUUGCAGUUCUCCGUUCUGUUGGGAUUAUGUGAACGUUAACAGAUAGGAAAAGUUUUGGAGUGUGUGGUGUCCUCGUGGGUUUGACAUGAGUUUGGAGAGGAAGGAGAGGAAAGUUAGAUCCAUUAGAGUAUUUUUCCAUUUAAUUAUGUACAUGUUUUCACAUUAGCUGAGACUGAAUAACCGAACUUACAACUGAACUGUGAGUAGAAGUAGUGGUUUGGGGGUGGGAGAAAUGAAGGGGUUGCAGAACUGCAGGCAAAAACCCUUUAGCUGCACUGUGGUACAACUGCCCUGACUGCCUGUGCAAAGCAUAGCCCGAGGGGAUACAUCAGUCCCUGCUCUCAUUGCUCUGGUUUUACUUUCUCUUCUCGAGGUGUUACUGCAAGGUUUGCUAAGUAGGACCUUCCCAGGAAUGUCUAUCAACUGAGACCUGAGUUUUAUCAUUUUAUGUUUGUAGUUUUAAUUUUUGUUCUUGUUUCUGUUUCGUAGGAGAUCCCACAUGUUCACAGGUUAGGGUAAGUGCAGGCUUUCAGGUGUAGCCCCAAACGAGUUUCAUGCAACCAUGCAUUCUGUAAUUGAGGAAAAACGUGCAAUUCUAAUGGCACUUUGACCCAUUGCUGAAACACUGGGUUUUGCAAAUGAACAAACUCAACAAUUGAAAACACUCUGUGGCUUCUUUAGAUGUCUUGAAGGUGAAGCAAAAGGCAGUUACUCCAGUUGUACCCAUGGAUAAUUUGGUAUUGAUUUUAGAAAAACACUCAUUUCUUGGUUUACUUUAGUUGCCAUAAAUUGCCCAGUGAAGAGUCUGGUCCACCUCCAUUCGUUUAUUUUCAUGGAGUAGUUGCACAAAAACUGGUAACAGCAAAGUAGGAAAGCUCUUUGGUUACUCACCAGUAGCUUCCCUUGCAGAAUUGCUUUGUGGCUCACACGCAGUAUGAAAAGGGACACUGGAAUUUUCCUGGAUUUGGUAGCACUCGCUUUGUUUACGUGUUCAGUAGAACGUUGGGUGACUAAAGGGAGGUUCCCUUUUUAAAGUAUUUGACUUGUGCUUUGAGGACUUAGUUGCCACUGUGCAAAUUGUGCUGUAAUAUUGUACCAAGGAUCAGUGAAAGUGUUUUAUCUUUUUUAAUGUCGUUUGUAUUUGACUGGGUUUUAUAAAUGUAAGAAAACAGAGUGUUGUAUUUUGAUCUGAAAUUUGCGUAUGGUAAAAGUAACUUUGCUUUAUGUAUCGGAGGUUUGUUCAGAACUUGAAUCAUUUUAUAGAAGGGUACAGACCAAAAUUAAUUGUCUUAAAGGUGUUUAAUAAAUUAACCAAAUAAAACAUUGAUUGUUUGAAAACUUGUUAACUGCA
Corvus hawaiiensis (hawaiian crow) is the source of this 15549-nucleotide messenger RNA. RefSeq names its product gigaxonin (gene GAN). The coding region runs from base 65 to 1858 and encodes 597 amino acids. Gene Ontology annotation, molecular function: protein binding. NCBI's taxonomy places the organism in Eukaryota, Metazoa, Chordata, Aves, Passeriformes, Corvidae. The record is from RefSeq and is a predicted model, not a curated record. Gene Ontology annotation, biological process: cytoskeleton organization. The transcript has 11 exons.